This is a messenger RNA of Aedes albopictus (Asian tiger mosquito), 13864 nucleotides long. RefSeq lists its product as uncharacterized. Gene Ontology annotation, biological process: adenylate cyclase-activating G protein-coupled receptor signaling pathway. Lineage: Eukaryota; Metazoa; Arthropoda; Insecta; Diptera; Culicidae. The transcript is spliced from 23 exons. Gene Ontology annotation, molecular function: G protein-coupled receptor activity. The coding region runs from base 351 to 5600 and encodes 1749 amino acids. Gene Ontology annotation, cellular component: membrane. The record is from RefSeq and is a predicted model, not a curated record.
ACCGCGCUGUCAUCAGCAAACCGCAGAUGAUUUAAUGUCAUUUCAACGAGUCAUCCAUAAACAGUGAAAAUAAUUGCAUCGCCACAGCCAGCACCCACUAACGAAGAGCACAAGCAUUUCCCUCGUUUCGAUUACACCACGUCAACAAACAUGAAAAAUCAUUAGACCAAUAGAUAACUGUCGGUGGCACCGGAUAACACCCAUUAAUGCAAGCGAAUGCUCCUCUGUUUCAGCGCGCAUGUCUCUCCCGCCACGCCGGCCCCGCAGCACACCGCCCGCCGAUGCAAUGUCAAUAUUGACCCGUCAUUAAUAUUCUGCGCCCAUGCUUUGCCCACCAGGUCGGUGAGAUUAUGUUGAACUGGAUUCGACCACCGGCCACAUCCGGGAAGCUGUCGAUGACAAGUGGUGCACCGGUCGAGCCGGUCCUGUUGCUCUUAUUGUUCUUGCUGGCGAGCAGCUCCGUUGGUAGCAGCAGCAGUAGCAGCCCCAAUGGGUACGGAAUGGACUUGGACCUGGACUCGGGCCCAUCGUUGUCCGCUUCGUCGCACCUCUGCGGAGGAACGCUGACGGCCGCCCAUGGAAUCAUCCAGACGCCCAACUUUCCGGACCGGUUUCCGGUUCCUAUUAGCUGCACCUGGAUAAUCGAUGCGUCCACCGUGGUCGGAAACAACGUUUCCAUUGUGGUGUACCUGACGCAACAGUACGUGCUGAGUGGGCUGCGCUUCACCGAGUACAUGUACUACAGUGAGGACUACAAAGUGCCCAGCAUGAACGUGUUCGAACUGAGCGAAGACGAUGUGACUAAUGUGCCGUGGAUCAAGUUCAAUAGUCCGUACUUGGAGAUUAAGUUUAUUAUGGAUAACCUUUAUGGGACGCAUUUGCGAGCGUUGGAUAGGCUGCUGGAUGUGUAUGGGUUCAACAUUACGUACGAAGUGGAUACCGUCAAGCAGUACCAGUGCAACGCGCUGCAGUGCCGAUUUUUGGGGAACUGCUACGCCAAACAGGAUUACUCCUCAUACUACUGCGACUGCUAUCCAGGAUUCAGUGGAAUCGAUUGCGGAUAUGGACCCCUCUGUAAGGACUCGCAUAUUUGCGAAAAUGGUGGCACUUGCAAGCACAUCGGUGACAAUGCCAUCACCUGCAUUUGCCCUACCGGCUUCAAGGGUAACAAAUGCGAGAUCAGCGAGUACGAUGAAAUCACAGGUUGCAAUCUGGAUAGCGGCGGCGAGGACUGCUUCCGGCAGUGCAUCUACGACGAAGACGACGCUGCCAAAGGAGCCUGCAAGUGCGAUCAGAGCAUAUCGUCGUCCUCUCGUGGUCGGGCAAAGUAUGAGAUAACAGUCCGUCUGGCCAACUCGUCGCACUUCGAGUUGAACGAAAAUGGAGAACGUCAACUGAACGAGAAUAGUGCUGCAUUGCUGGAGAAGCAGAUCAACCGCUCGCUAAGGAACGCAAAUCUAUCGAAAAUAAAUGACCUAGAAGUAUUCGCCGGCAAGACUGCCACCAACGAAGUAACGUUUCAAUUUUUCGGCGCGAAAAUUGAUUCCACCCGGAUACGGGAGACGAUGGAACGGAUGGUGGAGCAGCAGCAGCAACGGGGGAGAGCCAGCGGCAACAUCAGCUUCGCUCCACCGUACAAGCCCAUCUUUCGCCAGGAUGUGGGCCUGAUGCUGCAGUCCGUCGUAGUCAACCAGAGGGGCCCGGUCCGGGAGAAUACCGAGUUCAUCCUGUCCUGCGUGGCGCAAGGCUCAUCAACGAUGACCUUUCGCUGGUACAAGAACGGUUUCUUUGUGAACGUGACAAAGGCAACGCGAAACAUGUGGAUCCGUCUGCUGCCACCGGACUCGAGAGAUCACUACACCGCCCUGCUGGGCAUCACCAAGGCGAGCCGUCUUGAUGAGGGCAUCUACACAUGUCAGGUGAACGACAUGGGAAUGCAGCAGUGCCGUUCGACCAAGGUGCAGAUCCUGGGCGCCCCGCAGCUCCGCGUGGACCCUCCGAGUGUGACCGUUUUCCGAGGCGAAUCACUGCUCAUUCGGUGUCUGUCCCAGGACUCGGAUCAACAGUACGGUACCCUCGGGUACAGUUGGACAAAAAACGGUGCGCUCUUCCAGUCGGAUCCGACCGCCGAAAUGUGGGAAGACCUCUACCCGGACGGCAGCAUUCUGAAAGUGAAAAAUCUCCAGAAAUCCGUUGUCUACACCUGUAUCGUAUCGAACUCCGUUGCACCGAUAUCGAAAAGCGUCCACGUGACGGUGGUCGAGCCGGGAACCGUGACAUUGUGUCCGAAAGUUUCCGACUAUGGCGUAAACUGGCCGGCCAGUGCAUCGGGGCCCGCCGUUUUGGCCGAUUGCCCAGGCCGGGGAGAAGGUCAAGCCAGGAGGAUCUGCGAGCAGCGGGACUUUGGGCGUCCGGAAUGGCUUACACCGGACUUUUCCCAGUGCGUUCCGGACGCCGUCAACGAAAUCGAGAGAGAGUUCCGAGGGCUUACGUUCGGCUACCAGAAAACCAACGGCACCAACGUGCUGCAGUCGUGCCUGGAAUAUGCGAUGAAACACUACGCCGGAUUCCUGCCGGGGGAGGGUGGGGUGCUGCUGGAACUACUGCAUGCGAUUUUCCGCUACAUCGAGCAGACCGGUUCGCAACACGAACAGGAAAUCGCCUCGGACAUCAUCCUGCGCGUGGUCGAUGUCAUUAUGCAGAAUAAAUUAUCGCUCAACAAUCAACAGCAAAUCAAGCAACUGCAGGAUCUGGUCCAAGCAGCAGCCCUGAAUCGUGAAACGACAAUGGCGGCCCCGAUCUCGUCCUCGUCGUCACUGUCAUCGUCGUCGACGGCCUCCAAAGCGUCUCUGGCGGCGACCACGACCGUGACGCAUCAACUCAACUCGUUCUAUUUGUACACGGAAUCAGUCAAAGGAUUGCCGUUCAAUUUGCAGAUCUACGGCGAUCAACUGUACUCGGACCAGCUGUACAUGGAGAUGGAUGUAACGAGCUCGUUGCUGGACAUCGUUUCGAACGGAACCGUCCUGGUGACCGUCAUAUCGUACAAAAACCUCACCACCUUCCUGCCGCGGUUCUACUUUGCCAAAAAUAGCUUCGGCACCGACAUCGAUUACAUUCCGGCGUCGAAAAUCAUCUCCACCUGGUUGUACUACGCCAACCGCACCGGCUACGAACCGAACCGGCCUCUGCACGUUCCACUCGAGUCGGCCCACGUGGAAAUUAUCUUCCAGCAUGAGAACUCGCCUACCAGCGAGUGGAUACCACUUUGCGGAUACGAUGCAAAGGCAACCUUUGAACCAACGUGGCGAACCGACCUUUGCAUCACCGAGAAUUUGAUGGAAAACAUUACAAGAUGCAUUUGCCCAUUAUCGGGCACAUUUGUGGUGCUGCUGGCCAGGAAAAACUACAACGCUUCGGUCACGAAAACCUCAACCCGACCGAUUCUGGUGGUGAUAAGCUGCGGAUGUUGCUUUCUGCAGUCGUGCAUAGCGUUCGCCAUCAUGCUGCCGAUCCUGUACCAGCGGAGAUGCUGUGUGACCUUUUUAAAAAUGCAAUUCUGCUCCGCCACAUCGAUGGCGAUGGCAAUAUUCAUCCUGGGAUUGCUACAACUUUUCCCACAAGAAUGGUUCAACGUAGUGAUCGCCCUACUCACCGCAUUCCUCCUGCUCAGCUCGUCCACGUUGGUCGCCAUUACCGUGCUGGUCACGACCGAGCUGGGCCCUCGGAAGCUGACCGCUGCCACCAGCACCUUGGCCACCGGUAUCUCCGGCAGCAUCGGGCUCAGCUGGUUCCUGCCGACCCUGUGUGCCACCUCCACACCGUUAGUCUACAGCGUAAUGUUCGAAACACCGGACCACUGGUGGCACACGACGGAUUCCUUCGGUUUCAUCCUCUUCAUCGUCAUCGAGUCGUUGUUUGUGAUAUUGUUUCUACUGUUGUUUCUGACACUGAUGAAAAAACUUUUGUACCUCGCCAAGAAGCACGACAAGCACAACACUUCAAUCCUGAGACGGAUAGGGCUGCUGUACCGGACGGCCAUGCUGUUCGUGUCCAACGUGCUGUACCACACGUUCUACUUGGUGUACUUGAACAGUGAGGACCUGCUCAGUGGUUACGCUUUCAGUGCCAGCAGUAUUAUUUUGGGAUCAUGCAUCCUGUUCAGUUUCGUGAUAAAGGCUGAAGUGAAGCACGAGUCGGAGUCCACCAGUAGUAAAUCCAGUACCAAAAAUAGUUUAGACGACAACUGUUGUUCGGGAUCAAUAAAUAGUCCGUUAAGUUUUUAUACAACUCAAGAUCUAGAUAAGGAUAAUGAAUGUCUCCCUUCGUGUGGAAAAACAACGAAAAUUCCGCUGACAAUACUGCCCUCGCCUCACUCGCAGCAACACCAGCCGCAGCAGCAACAAAUGGUCCAGCCUCAACAAAAGCAGCUGCCCACGCAUAUCACCACCAUCGAACCGUGCAUUCAUGGCGACGGUCAUAGCAUAGAGACCUUUUUGGGUGGUAGCAUACCGACGGCCGGAACGACCACCAUUUGUAAUAUUGUAGCCCACGAGUACGAGACCUCACCGGCGGUGGUGGCAACUGCGUCCCAUGGUUUAUGCAAUUUCAGUGCAAAGCCCCGCUGCUACGAGGUGAUGGGACAGCAGCAUCAUUCGGCCGCUGGACUGCCGAUGGAAAAUUCCAGCAUUUUAGCAACGUCAGCAGUGCCUCCCGUGUCCAGUGGUGGUGUGAUAGGUCAGUUCGAUUGGCACCAACCGCAAUCGGCCGUGGUGGGGCUGGUACCAUGCGGCGUAGUGGGUGGCGGUGCCUUUACUGUGCAAUCCGGCGCGAGCACUGGAAUGUGCUACGUCACUCAGCAGCACCACCAGCAGCAGCAAGAGACUAAUGAAUUUGUCGGUGUCGGAGGCCUGGACAUACUGAAAGGCGUCGGACAAGACAGCAUAAUUGGCAUCCGGAGCAAAGGCUUGGAUAUUUCCGAGCCUGCCACUGGGGCUGGCAGCAAAAAACUGCCGCCUCCCGUUCUGGAUCCAAUAUCCGGUGCGCAACUGUCAACGGCAUCACCCGCAGCAGCAGCAGCAUCACAUUGUAUGCUGCAACAUCAACAGUCACAACCAGCCCAGCAGCAUUCAACGACGGGCCCAGCCAUCGCUUCCGUUCAACCGGUUGGACCCCAGCCCACCACGGCCCCGGUGAUAACCGUGACCGGCGCCGAGGAUCCGGAUCACAUCAACGGAAUGCUGGACCGAAUAUCGCACGAUUUGGACUAUCUACUGAAUCGUACCUCCGAGGUGCCUACUGUAGUAUCUAUCCAACUAAGACCACCCGGUGGCAGCCCUAGUGCAAGUAGUAGUAAUAACAUUAGUAUUAGCUCAAACAACAAUGUGAACUCAAGUGGUAGCAGCAGCAGCAGUAGUGGGGGACCGGCGAGUGAUAGUGUCGCCAAUCAGGGAAGCGGAUGCGGAACAGUACCGGUGGGGACAACCCAUUCGAUGCCACCGCCACCACCUCCACCUUGUACGCAAAAAGUGCCACUGAUUUCCUCUUGCCACAGUGUUCAUGAAGUAAUAAUCGAAGAGUCUGAAGAAGUAGAUAGCUAAAUGGCCGUGUUUCAACGGUCGGUGUGUCCACGUAGGUGAUUUUUAUUUACAGUUUUCCGGGUCCACGCGGUAUCACGGCGAUUGAGUGCUCUCAUCUGCAAAAUCUUUGAAAUCGUGAUGAUUGGAUGACCAAGUAACUUACAGAACAGCAGUGUUGUAGUUGUGCAGUUUAGUAUUUCACUGGGAUGGAAUCACCCCUCACGUGCACCACACACAACUUACCCAGGCUGACGUCGGUUCGCAAGUGGCAAGAGUGAACGCGGUUGGGUGACGCCUGGAGUUGUUGCUUCGCAAGCAGGGAUGCUAACAUUGUCUGCUUGACAGUUCGCAUCACAUUCAAAUGCGCUAUAUCGCCUGCUGUGAUCAAUCUCCUUUCCACAGCUUUAUGCAGUUCAUCUUAUAUCUCACAGUAGUUGAUUCAGAAACAUGUUCUAUAUAACUUCCAAAGUAUUUUCCCUGAAUCUCAAACACCACUUGGAUGAAAUACCUGUUCUAGUGCACUUCAUUUUCGUUUAUCCAAAUCAGACAACCAACUACCAAGCACCCAUUAAAUGACGCGCAGAUGAAAUUAAUUAAUUCAAAUCGAGUGAAGACAGCGCUUAUUUCUGUGCCAGAUACCUGUACCGAAAACCAAUGAUAUUUACCGGAUAGGAACAAGGCUGCAGGUAAUCAACCGUGUAAUAGAAACCUGUAUCCACGUUAUACGCCCCGGUAUCCACUGGGUCGAAUAAAGGAGCAUAUGUCCCCGCCAGGGCUCGAUUCUUUUCACCCCAAGGUGACGGAAAAAAGAGUCAUGUGUGAAGACAAAAGACUGUAUUCUGUUUAAUUUUUUGACAAAGCUCACGCGCCAUGUAGCAUUGCGGAGCCAUAAAGUUUAAAAAUUAACUUCUUUGUGUAUAAUUUGUUUGAAUUGCAAGGUUGAAAACUAGGCAUGUUACACGACAUUUCAGUGUUGUGUUAAAAAACUCAAUCAUCGAUUCAUAUGUAGAGAUUACCAGUAAUCUUUGUUAUUUUCCAACGUGAAAGCCUAAAUUCUUCUUCUUUUUUCUUCUCCGAGCCUUUCUGUCAACUCGUGUUUCGGGCCAGUGACUAGACUAUAUGCCCAAGCCUUAAUUCCGUUAGUGACCCCUUACUUACGCCAAUGACGGCAUCCUUGACACCGCACCGGCAUAUCCCAUGAAUGUGGCUUGUCUGUAGCUUUAUAGUAGAAAUUUGGCGGGAUAAUACUGUUUGCGGUUAAUUAAUAUGCGACAAAAAUACGAAAAUGUCACGCUUGGGUGUCAUGUUUGGCUAGAUUACAUGCAUGAAGCAGUGUGCCGGCGAGCACUUACCGACGAUGAUACUGUGUGUGUGGCCCACGAUAGGAUAUUGAAUUGGUAAUACAUGGUUUUCAUUAGGCUUCCGAUAUGGUACCUUAUUAUGUUGAGGCUAACGAUGUUGUAACAUUGUAUCAAAUAUAGAAUCUAUUUUCCAUUGAUACUUCUCACUGCGAUAAUAAUGAUCGUUAGAUCUGUUUAUUGUGAUAUCUGAAGCACUUUGGAUCUGAAAACGUUAUCAGCGAAAAGAAAUGUCCACUAAAUUGGCACCCAUUAUACGAAAGAUAUACUAAAUUCCAUCAUCUUCUCCGAGCAUUUGAAAAUGUUUUAUCGAUGGAAACAGCGGUAUUGUAGCAUAUCUACAUACCUUUCGACGUUUCGACAUGGGAAUUGUGUUUUCCACAGGAGGUAAUUCUCGCUAAAACCAUGCCGCCACUUGCAUAAAGUCAGGGAUUUCAAAUAUUUCUUGUUUAUUCGCUAGAAUAUGAUAAAAACGAUGCAUCUCGCAAGUGUAGAAUUAGCAUUAGUUAAAAUACACAAAAAUAAAAACUAAAAAAGGGUGAAAAACGUUUUUGUUGGGCUAAAAAGAUGGACCCCUAACUUGUGAAAAGGCUGACAAGGGGACAAAAAUGACGAGUUUUAGUCAAAUUGCAUCUGAUUUAGAGCGUAACAUCUCAAAAAUUUAUGUUGAGAUGAGUUCGUAUAGACCCUUACUUAAAGUUUAAAUGUUUUGGACAGCCAUCUUGGAUUAGCCCGCCAUUUUGAAUUUUAUCAUUAAAUCGCACUUUUCGCUUUGUUCGCAGCCGCCGAUUUGAAAUCUGAAAUCAUCAUGAGACAGCUGAAUGUCUAAGGGCCGAUUUCUUCACCCUGGCUUAAGCGUUAAACCAGGUUUACCUAUAUGGGUAAACCUGGCUUACCGAUUAGGCUGGUAAGAAAUUGAUUUGGUUGAGGUGAAGAAAUUGAUCCUUCCUAAGCUUUUCAGAACAAUCAAAUAUUUAGGUGAGCAUUGGCCACAACAAUGAGAUAUCAUUGAAAACGUGAAUCAAUCUCGCAUUUUCUCAUACAUUCUCACGCGCGCAUCUGGUCGUGGGAUAACGGGUACGAUGAAAUCGCGUUGCGCCUGCAGCAAAAUUUAUAGGAGGAGAAUAGGAGCUUGGCUCACGUUUUCAUCAAUAUCUCAUUGUUGCGGUCAAUGCUUAUACCUAAAUAUUUUAAUGUUCUCAAAAGCUUACUCUCAGUUUUCUAAUGGUUGUUUCAGAUUUAAAAUUGAUUAAUUGCGAACACAGCUUAAAUCGCAAUUUAAUGAUAAUAUUCAAAAAGACGGACAAAUCCAAGAUGUCUGAAUUUGAAUUCCAAAUGAAAGGUUUACACAUUCUCAGAUUUUCCUGGGAUUUCAAGAUUUUUUUCAUUGAUUGCUACCAGAAUUCCUCUCUAGAGAUUUCUCCCAAGUGUGCAUCUAAUCAAAAUCAAAUUUUAUCCGGCAUUUUAUCAGGGAUUAUUCCCAGGGUUUCUUCAUUGAUUCAUUUUAGGAUUCCUUCCCAGGAACCUUUCAUGGAAUAUUCCAGAAAGUCCAACAGGGAUUCCUCUAGAAUUCUUCCAAGGUUUUCUCUUGAAAUUCCUGUAUGAUAUUUCUUCCCGGACUUCUUUAGAGGUUCCUUCCAGUGUUCAUUCUGAAACUCCUCCUAGUGUUCCCUCAUAGAGUCACCCCGGAAUACCCUCAUAGAUUCUUCCCGCAAGUUCUUCAUUGAUUUCUUCCUGGAAUUUUUCAAUAUAUUUUGCCGACUUUUUAACGUGAUUCCUUCAGCGAUUUCCCCCGGGAUGCCUUUCGUAAUUCGAGGGAUUCCUUCAUGGAUUCUUCCCGUGUUUUCAUCAAAAUCCCUUCAAGCCUUCAUAGUUUCCUUCCGGGAUUCCUGCAGGGACUUUUUCCUGGGAAUCGUUCAGGGAUAUAUUCCGGAUACCAUUAAGGAAUUCUCUCGGGGUUCGAUCAAUCAUUCCUCUGGGGAUUUUUUCGCAGAUUGCAUCAGCGACUCCUCCAGGAUGGUUUUCACCCGGGAGUCAUUUAAAGACUUCUCCUGGGCUACCUUCAUGAGACUUCUCUCGGAUUUAUUUUAUUGAUUUUCACAGGUUUUAUUUAGAGAUUACUCCAGAAAUUCAUCAAGGGAUUCUUCUCUGGAUUUCUAUAGUGAAUCCUCCCUGGACUUUUCCAGUGAUUACUUCAUUAAUUUCUCCUGAGAUAUAGGGCUUUCGUUGGGGAUUGCUUUCAGAUUUUCCUUUAAAAACUUCUGCCGUGACUCUUCCAUUGAUUUUUUCCUGGUUUCCUUUAGGAAAUUAUCCCAGUAUUUCUUUGGAAGAUUCUAUUGAUGAUUAUUUCAAACAUCAUUUGAACAUUACCUCAGACAUUUCUUUAGAGACUCCUUCGGCGAUUUUUCAGGAAUUCCUUCAAGAGUUUAUUACGAAAAAUAAUGAAGCACUACAAAUGCACAUUAAAAGAUGACACUAUAGAGGAACAUUACAAAUGCGCAAUAAAACAGGACAUCACACUUGGACAAAUACAACACAGUACAAAUAUUUUGCCCUUGUUACCCUAGUGAAUAACAAUUUCCGAACCCAGGUUGACGAGGUUUCAGAAUUAUUGUUGGUCCAUCAGUCAAAUCCUGUAUUUGAUUCGCAUUCGCAGGCAAACAGCCAGGCCUUUUGUUCGCAGCAUUAGUUGCUUUCAUAGCUUAAGUUUUGUCUAGCCAUUUUAAUCCUAUGGGAGGUAUUUCGAUUCAGGUUUUAAUACAAGACGUUUACAUUUUAAUGUACCUGAUAUGGAACGAUUCUUAUAUCCGAUAGUUGUUUUUUGCUCGGAAUGGCCUGAAAGUAGGCCAUCAAAAUGAGAUUGCUGAGAUCUCUUAGUGCUCUAUUACUCCCGAGCACUAUGAAUGUGCAUUAAACUAACGAAAAUGCUUACAAGUUAAAAUAGGACAUUUAACACAAAAUAAAACUUUAAUUUCCGUGAAUAGAAUGACAGUUCAAUCGAUACCUAACAUGACAGUUCGCUUCGAACAUAAAAACCACACAAACUCCAGCAUUUUUUCAUCGAUAGCUCACGGAAUUCCUUCAGAAAUUUUUGAUAAAAUCCACCCUGGAUUCUUUCAGGUUUCCUUCCAGAAAUCCUUCCGGGAUUUUUUCCAAAAUUGCUUCCGGGAUUCCUACAGGAAUUUCUCUCGGAAUUCGUUGAGGAUUUUUUCCAUGAUUCCUCCCAAUAUUCUCCUAGAACUUCUCCCGAGAUUUUCAAAUAAUCUUUUACGUCAAAUGAUAAUACAUAAUUCCAAAGCAAACCUAGUGCGAUUUUUUUGUCCCUAAUACUCCCUAUAUGAAAUCCUUGUUUAGGGAUACAACAAACUUUUCAAUGAAUCGGGGAGGGGGGAUGUGUGUUACAGUUGCACAAUGAAUCAUCUAAAUAAUUGACAGGGAAUGGUCAACCAUUCUUACUGUGCAUCCAUGUUUUUUUUUUUUGAAAGUUUGUAAUUCAAAAGUUAGUUCUAAAUUUACAAAAUUAUCGCUUAGUUCUUUCCACAAUUCCUCCUUGGUUUUCUACCGCAAUCCUCCUUUAACACUUUAUAAAGCAGUGGCAACUAUAUUGCCACCUACUGUUUGUAUUUUUAUUUCUGGUUUAUAUCUAUUUUUUUCAAACUUUUUUUUUGUUUACGCAAAAUUGGGAUUACUAACAUCGCCUGGUAUUUUUUUUUUGUUAUUAAACAAAGCUUCAUCAACAAUGUGGGAGCCAUUUGUAGUCUAAACAAUGGCAAAGUUUGGUAAAUAUUUCAGGAAAUAUGCAAAUUAUGGGUUGACAUGAGUUGAACUAUACAGUUUAUAUAAUGGGUAAAGCCAUAAUCCACUCUAAAAUCUCUUUUCCGGCUUUUUGUCGAAGCCAAAAGAAGAAAAGUACCCUAAACGGGCAGUGGCAACUAUAUUGCCACCUCAAAAGCUCGUUUUUGGGGUAAACGGUCAGUGGCAACUAUAUUGUCACCUAGAUUUUUGAGAGUUUCUUUCAACAAAAAAUGUUUUGUACAUGUUAUCAUUUAUAUUAUCAUUUCCGUAAUAGUAUGCGAUGGUAACUAUUCUAGUUUUUUCGGCCUUAUAAAGGGUUGAAUUCUUUCGUAUUUUUUCCCUGAUUUAAUUUUUUUUUGGCUUUCUGACCAGUUCUCCGAAAUUUUCAUCCAGAGGUAUUUUAUUACGUAUUAACUCGCACAAAUAGUUCCUUCCGAGAUUUCUUCCAGAGGGUUUCCCCAUUACUUUCAAAGUUUCUCGCUGGAUCCGUCUAGAAGAUUCUUCGUUCAGGAUUUUUUCUUAGUGGUUUUCCGGAAUAGAGGUGUGCGCCGCCGCGCCGCGCCGCGCCGAUGAGAAAUCGGCGUGAAUCGGCGUGCGGCUCCCCAAGCCAACAAGAAUCAAAAAUACUAUAUUUUUUAAACGGGGAUAGGUAAAGGGGGGUUACAGCCAUGCACUGGUGAAAAAAGUUUAUGGUUAUGUUGUUUGAAGCCGAUCCAGGAAGCAUCGGCGUGUCGGCGUGGCAAACGGCGGCGGCGGCGGCGUGAAAACCGCACGCCGAUCGGCGUAUCCCUUCUCAGAAAGGCUACCAUCAUCAAAACCAAAAAAUUUCUGCAGCAGCACAUAGCUAGAUGUCCAUUUGUUGCAAUCCAAUCAUUAGAAAGUAGUUUACUUUGUUCAUAAUUGUUUGAGAAGCCCCACGCCGAUGCACGCCGAUUUUACGCCGAAUAUUCGGCGCACACGUCUAUUCCGGAAUAGCCUUCUAACAGAUUUUAUCGGGAUUUUGGCAAGAUGCUUGCAGAGAUUCUCUCUUCCAGAGAGUUGUUUGAUAUUCCUCAAAGUAGUUGCUCCCGGAUUUUCUCUUAGAAGUUUCAGAGUUCCUCCUUGAACUUCCUUUUUAUUUCAUCCCGGGAAUACUCCCAGACUUUUUUCGGACAUGUCCCAGUUUUUCUCAGGAUUUCUUCCAAAGUUCCAUUCGAGAUUUCUCUAACAAGUCUUUCCAAAGUUUGUCGCGAGAUUUCACCUGGAUUCCUUCCGAUAUUUUUGCUGGAAAUAUUUUUCGUAGGUUAUCUCAGGAGACAUUUGAAGAGAACUGGAAAAAGCCCCUACAAGAACUCCGGGAGCAACUAUUAAAUAAAUCCCAAAAAUACCACCCAGAAUUUCGGGACAAUUUGCGGUAGAGAAUCUGAAAAGAGCUCUGGGAUUAAUUCCGAGAAAAAAUGUAAAACAAAUUAUCUUGGGAGAAUCACUGCAAAGAAUCCUGUGAGGAAAAGCCUGGAAAAUACUCUGAAAGAAAGCACGGAAAAAACUCCAUGAGAAAUAUCUGCAAUAGUUGCUGCAGAAAUCUUAAAAAGCACUCCGGAUUAUAUCUUAGAAGAAAGUCCAGGAUAAAUUUAAAAAAAACUGAUAGACAUCGCAGUAUCGACACCGGAAGGAAUCUUCUGAGAGAAGUCCCAGGAAAAAUCCGAGAAAAAUCUCAGAUGAAACUCCAAAAUAAAUCCCGCAAAAACCAUUCAGGAAUGUCCCGACUGAAACUUUGUGACAUCGUGGUCGUGCGGCUAGUGUUACAAUCAAUUAUCACAUAAUCGCUGUAUGCACUGCAAAAUAUUUUUGCUGGUCAUCAGUAAACUUUGCCGAUUUUUGGCGCGCUGAUUGCAUUCAGCAAUACAAAUUACUGGGUAUCAGCAAUUAUUUUUCAACUUGCUGAACCAUCCAACAAUUUUGACAGUUGAUCAGCAAAGUUGUGCUGAAAUUCAGCAAAAAUGUUGCUGAAAUUCAGCAAUUUCUUUUGCUGAUUUUGGCGUGCUGGAUGCAUUUCAAAAAUUUUGGUGUGUGGCUUUUUUGUCAUACAGGAAUGCGAAAAUCAUUUGGAAGUACAGGCACAAACAAACAGAUGUAACACUUGCGAAAUUUCAAUGGACCACGCUUUUAACGAACGCCUUCUGUUGACGAUAUUGCACAACACAGUGAUUCGUGCAACUUUUCCACCAGGUGGUGGUAGUAUGAACUGGGCGAUGGAUUUCCAUGAAAAUCGUUCAAGGUGUUACGUCUAUUUGUCUGUGGUAUGUAACACUAAACUUCUAACUUUCGUUUCCUUCGUGUUUCGAAACUUUUUAAAAUAUCCAGCGAAGAUGCCAGAAUAUCAUAGCUUUCGAAUGGUGGGCGCCAAUUUUGUGGACUUUUUGAUUCGUUAAUAAUGGUUACAGAUACACCGUGUAAGCAUUAAUUUUUUAAUCGUUACAUAACGAUUGCCAACCAGUUAAGUUUAAUAUCCAAAUAUGCGAACAAAGUGAUACUCAUGUGGAAGAAAACUGUUUUUAAGAGGCCGACGACUCAAGAAACGAAUGCGAGGCAGCAUCAAAAUCAGCAGGAAUUUAUAUUAGUCAAAAAUCAUCUGUAAAUAGUAGCCGUUUUGUAAAUAAUGUUUAUAACUGACAGAUCUUCUAAAAAAAACUAGUGAAAUUUUGUACAUAUUUUUGAACCAAUGAAAAGGCAGGAAACGACAUCACAAUGACUGUAUAGAAUAUCUAAUUAAUAGGAAUCGGAAUAAUAUAGGAAACAAAAAAUCAAACCUUCUAGAGAAUACAUCUUAUUUCGGGUCAGCAGAGCAAGAAAGGAUAAGGCACGACGAAAACAAAACUUUUUCUACGCCAUCAUUUCCCGGUAGGCGAACGGAACCCCUUAGAAGCCUUUUUCCAUCAAUGGCCUGGCAGAAAAAAAGAGAAAGAGAAAAAAACGAAAAAUACAAGGAUGAAUGAACAAAUCAACCAAGAAAAACGAAACAUUUUUUCUAACUCUAUUGAGCGAAAAUCUGUCUUACAAGCGAAUUCAAUUAAAUUUCGAUUUUGUACACGUCGGCUAAGAAAGGCGAUUCGCUGAACGAAAGUGAUGGAAUAAAAACUGAUGAAAAGUAAA